UUGUUAUUGUCUUUUCGCUUGACUUCUUGGCAAAUUCUAAACAAACUUAAUUUCGCCAGGACAAACGAUUAAAAUGAGUGAGAUUAGGGGCGAGGAGAACCUGGAGCGGCUGCGCAACUACAUCCUGCGUCCGGAGUUGUCGCUCCACAAUCCGCUGCCCGAUGUUUUGCCCCGCCAAUUCGAUGCGAUGCGCCUGUUGCAUGUGCCCCGCUGCCCGGGGAGCACCAAGUUGGCUCCUCGCCGGGAUCAGAGUGGCCAGAUACUGGAGUUCGUGGAGGUGGAUGUGGAGGAUGUGGGCGCCAAUGCCAACAACUCGAUGUCCAUGCAGCGGGAGCCCGGUUUGCUGGAGGAGGCGACGCGUGGCUCCCACUCGAAUUUUCCCUUUUGGCCGGGCGGCUUUGAUGAGCAGCGCCAGCAGAUCGCCGCCCUGGAUGUGGAUAACUUCCAGUUGGGGGACAAACUAUUGUCUGUGCCUCCGGGCUUCAGUUCUGGUCACGAUUUUUCCCAGUCGCAGCCUGCUGUAUCCUCACUGCCACCUGUUGUCCCCGAUCCCAGCAAUGUGGACCUGUUGCAGAACCUAGAGCAGGAUCUGGACGUCCAGGAGUGGAUGAAGCUUACCCGCACAGAGGAGACAAGCUCUGCUGGUCUACCCCAAACUCCCAGGCAAUUUCCCACCGAGGAGUUCCAGGAUUUAGACGAUCAGAUCAUGAAAACCGACCUAAAGCCAGUGCUCAACAUCUCUACGACUACCAAAACCUUCAAGAGCGACUGGGCCGAGAUGGUGGACAUCAGCCAUCCGAUCAACGACUUCAAGCAGCAGAUUCCCUGUCCGGCCAUGGAUUUCCCCUUCGAGCUGGACGUCUUCCAGAAGCAGGCCAUUCUCAAGCUGGAGCAGCGGCAGUAUGUCUUCGUGGCGGCCCACACAUCGGCCGGAAAAACGGUGGUAGCCGAGUACGCCAUCGCCCUGUCCAAGCGGGAUCUCACCCGCACCAUCUACACGUCGCCAAUUAAGGCGCUGUCCAAUCAGAAGUACCGCGAUUUCCGCAAGACCUUCAAGGAUGUGGGUCUCAUAACGGGCGACCUGCAGAUUGAGCCCACCGCCUCCUGCCUCAUCAUGACCACCGAGAUCCUGCGCUCCAUGCUGUACUGCGGUAGCGAGGUGACCAGGGAUCUGGAGUGGGUAAUCUUUGAUGAGGUGCACUACAUCAAUAAUCCGGAGAGGGGUCAUGUUUGGGAGGAGGUCAUCAUCCUGCUGCCGGAUCAUGUCAACAUCAUAAUGCUGAGUGCCACGGUGCCGAAUACCAUGGAGCUGGCCGACUGGGUUGGCAGCACCAAGAAGAGAAAGGUGUAUGUGAUUAGUACCCUAAAAAGACCGGUUCCCCUGACGCACUUCCUCUACACUGGAGCCGGUGGCAAGAGUCGCGACGACAUCUUCCUGCUGGUCGACGCCCAGGGGAAAUAUCUGCAGGGCAACUACGAGAAGGCCGUGGAGCGCAAGAAGGAGAUGCAGGGCAAGGCGAAAGGAGGAGGUGGAGGUCCCAAGAACUACGUGAAUGCCAAGCAGGAGCAGUACACCUGGAUCGGACUGAUUGACUUCCUGCGGCGCAACAACAAGAUGCCCGUGGUGGCCUUCACCUUGUCCCGAAAUCGCUGCGACUCCAAUGUGGCUGCCCUGCAGUCGGUGGAUCUGAACACGGAGAAGGAGAAGGGCGCUGUGCAGAAGUUCUUCCUGCAGUGCCUGGCCAAACUGAAGCCGCCAGACCGCACUAUUCCCCAGGUUUUGGUACUCAAAGACGCCUUGGAGCGCGGCAUUGGGGUGCAUCACAGCGGCAUCCUGCCCAUUCUCAAGGAGAUCGUGGAGAUGCUCUUUCAGAAUGGACUGGUGAAGCUGCUCUUUGCCACCGAAACCUUUGCCAUGGGUGUUAAUAUGCCCGCGCGGACGGUUGUCUUUGAUUCCUGCAAGAAGUUUGAUGGUCUGGAGAUGCGGAAUUUAAAGCCAGGAGAGUACAUCCAAAUGGCCGGCAGAGCAGGAAGACGUGGUCACGAUGAGACGGGCACAGUGAUCAUCCUUUGCAAGGGUAACGUCCCACCGUCGAUGGAGCUGCGGCCCAUGAUCCUCGGCCUGCCUGAGAAACUGCAAUCGCAGUUCAUCCUGCGCUAUGCCGUGAUCCUCACCUGCCUGCGCAUCGAGAGCAUCAAGGUGGAGGAUAUCAUGCAGUUCAGCUUCAAGGAGUUCAACCAGAAGCUGCAGCUGCCCACGCAGCAGAAGCAACUGCGCCUGGCCGAGGACAAGUUCGCCAUGCUGCCAACUCUCGGCGAGCACCUGCAGCCGCUGGUCAACUUCUACGACAAGGCCGUGGAGUACUGGAAGGAGAAGCACCGCAUCAUGAAAUUCAUUGUAACCCAGCCGAAGAUCCAGAAGGAGCUGAAAGUUGGCCGCGUCAUCGUGAUCACCCAGGGAAAGCACUACAAUAAGCUGGCCAUUCUACUCAACACAAAAUCCGUGCCAGGCAAGGAUACCGUCUAUAAAGUGCUAGUCCUAGACCAUCAGUUCAAGGCCAAGGACAGCGACAGCCUCCAGCGGGGCGAACUCUACUACAAAAUACUCUCCCUGACGCUCAAGAACAAAUUCUUCCAGCCCGAGGGCAUCGGCGGACACACUGUUCUAGACAUCAAGGCCAUGGACAUUAUAAGCAUCACCAAGAACUCGUUUAAAGUGGAUGCGGAUGUUAUAAUCCGAAACUGGGAGCAGCGGCAGCUGGAGCGCUUCAAGGACACGCCGCCCGGUGGAACGGUGGUCAAGGCUGUGACCGAGCUGCAUCAGCUGAAUGAGAGUUAUAUCGCCAGUCCGGAGAGCAUCAAGUACGUUAAUUUGUCCAAGGAGAUUAACGUGAACGCAGACAGCGAGGUGGCGAUGCUGAACUACGUGGAUCACCUGUGCCGCCAGGUGGGAGAUUUGCUUCCCCACACGAAUAUCGCUGGCUUCGAACAGGAGUUCGCCAAGGUCUACGAGCGGCGGAUGCUGGAGAUCCACAUCGAGGAGUUGCGCUUCAAGAACUCGGCCAAGAAUCUGACCCUCUAUCCGGACUACUGCAACAAGCUGCAGGUUCUCCGGGCUCUCAAAUACAUAGACGAACUGGACGAGGUCACGCUCAAGGGAAAGGUGGCCUGUGAGAUGGGCCAGAACGAGCUGCUGAUCACUGAGCUCAUUCUGUGCAAUAUGUUUAAUGAUUUAGAGCCGGCUGAGAUAGCCGCCCUGCUCUCCGGCCUCGUCUUCCAGGCGAAGAUCCAGGGCGAACCGGUCAUUCCGGAGCCCCUAAAGAAGUGCGUGGCGGACUUUGAGAAGAUCAAUGAUACCAUUCUUGCUGAGGAGCAGCGCUUCCAGGCUGCAAUCGAGGCGGAGAAUCGUCUCAACUUCGGCCUGCUCGAGGUGGUCUAUGAGUGGGCCAGAAAUAAGCCCUUUGCUGAGAUUAUGAAGCUGACUGAGGUGCAGGAGGGCAUCAUUGUGCGGUGCAUCCAGCAGCUGGACGAAACCCUCCGUGAUGUUAAGACGGCCGCCAUUCGGAUUGGCAAUCCUGGACUGCAGUCCAAGAUGGAAGAGGCGUCGGCGGCCAUCAAGCGCGACAUUGUAUUCACCGCCUCCCUGUACACGGAACUUUAGGCGGUGGAAAGGAAAGACGAGACAGAAAUGUGAUUUCUUACAUCUAUAAAUUAUGCACGUGUGUCAAUUACAAUUCCAAAGGAUACUUAUAAAAAAAUGUAAAAAUA
Messenger RNA from Drosophila takahashii, 3768 nucleotides. It is a transcript of the gene tst, whose product is annotated as superkiller complex helicase subunit twister. The record is from RefSeq and is a predicted model, not a curated record. Gene Ontology annotation, molecular function: ATP binding; RNA helicase activity; RNA binding. Gene Ontology annotation, biological process: nuclear-transcribed mRNA catabolic process, 3'-5' exonucleolytic nonsense-mediated decay. Gene Ontology annotation, cellular component: Ski complex. Lineage: Eukaryota; Metazoa; Arthropoda; Insecta; Diptera; Drosophilidae.